AUGGGUCAGUCUUUAUGUGCUCCUGUUCUAUCCAAGGAAACGAAGAGCUGGCAGAAUGAAAAUUAUAGUGUUGCAGUAUCCAGCAUGCAAGGAUGGCGUGUACAUAUGGAAGACGCUCAUAUGUGUUUACUAGAGCUUCCUGGUGAUCCAAAGGCUGCCUAUUUCUCAGUUUUUGAUGGACAUGGAGGUACAAGAGUGGCAAAUCAUGCAAGUCGUCAUCUUCACGAGAAAAUUCUUGAACAAAUUGAAUAUAGUCGGAACGACAUAAAAGAGGCUAUUCGUCAUGCCUUUCUUUCUAUGGAUGCUGAGAUGCAAUCUGAAAUGACCACAUAUUCUGUUAAAUCAUCGGCACCGAAAUUAGACAGCUCAGUUAAUUUAACAGCUCCUGGUUCAGUUGUAGCAGUGAAAGAUAGUACUGUUGAAACCCACAAUGACAGUACAACAAGCUUCUCUUUGAAAAUUCCAAAUCCAGGUGAUGAAUUGGCUGGAUCCACUGGAAUAAUAGUCCUACUGAAAGAUCAAAUGCUUUACUGUGGAAAUGCUGGAGACAGCCGUGCAGUAUGUAGCAGACGUGGUGUCGCAGAACCUUUGUCUACAGAUCACAAACCAACUCUGCGUGCUGAGAAAGAACGUAUUUCUGCUGCUGGUGGUUGGGUCGAUGCAAAACGUGUGAAUGGGAACCUUGCACUAUCACGAGCUUUCGGGGAUUUUGUCUUCAAGCGUAAUCCACACCAGUCUGCCGAAAACCAAAUCGUAACUGCAAAUCCGGACGUUUUUGUUCGACGACUUUCAGUCGAAGAUGAUGAAUUUAUUGUACUGUGUUGCGAUGGUAUAUGGGAUGUAAUGACAAAUCAGGAAGUUGUAAGCUUUAUUCGUCUGCGACUCAGUUAUGGUAUGCUUCCAUCUAAAGUAUGUGAAGAACUUAUGAUGCGAUGUCUAGCACCUGACUGUCAUACAAAUGGUUUGGGCUGCGAUAACAUGACUGUCGUUUUGGUCUGUCUCUUACAAGGACGCCCGUUCUCGGAUUUGCAACGCAAGUGUUCUCGAUCGUGUCCAGCCGGUCCAGCAGCCGAUAUUUUAGGUGCAUGA
This is a messenger RNA of Schistosoma guineensis, 1089 nucleotides long. The record is from the annotation of a GenBank genome assembly. Lineage: Eukaryota; Metazoa; Platyhelminthes; Trematoda; Strigeidida; Schistosomatidae.